AUGAGUACUGUUGCUGAAGUGUUCGAAGGUGAAAACAGAGACUUCAAAAGAAGAAAGACUGAUUUAGCGAAGGUAACAAAUAACGGUACAAUUAUUGGAAAAGACGGAACGACGACGCCUGUUCUGGAAAUAAAGAAUAUGGAUAUUGACCAAACAUACGAAGCCCGUAAAAAAGAACUUAGUUUCAAAAGUAGAUUCUGUCCAUGUGGGUUCUUACAUGGACCAGGUCAAGGAAAUCACAGCGACAUGUCAGCUUCUGGCUAUACGAGCAAGCCUUUACUUAGAGGUCCUGAUUAA
Priceomyces carsonii is the source of this 297-nucleotide messenger RNA. RefSeq lists its product as uncharacterized. The transcript has a single exon. Bases 1 to 297 code for a protein of 98 amino acids. The record is from RefSeq and is a predicted model, not a curated record. NCBI's taxonomy places the organism in Eukaryota, Fungi, Ascomycota, Pichiomycetes, Serinales, Debaryomycetaceae.